CACGCACUUUGGCUAACAAAGCCUCCAAUAAAAAAGACAUACAUUUGCCAACAACAUUUUUGUUGGUUUGAUUAAAAAAAAAACCAACAUUUUCAUUGGGAAAGUCUCCCAUAAAAAUAAAUAAAAAUGAUACACUUUUUAUGGACGAAUAUUUAUUUGCUAAAAUCCUCUCACCAAAAUAACAAUAAAAAGAGAUAUACCUUCAACCACGAAUAACUUGUCGGUAAAAGCCUCUCAUAAAAAGGGAUGCACCUUCUCUAAUGAUUAGUUAGUUGCCCAAAGAGGAUCUAUAUCGUACAAUCCUUGGAACUUCUCAACCAUCCAAGUUCAUCUGGCAUAUAGUGUCUUAUAUAUGUUGCUUUUUACUUUCAUUGGAGCAUCUUGGAUCUUUAGUAAUGAAUGCUUUCUUGAUUGUGGUUCUAGUGAUCAUCAUCAUUGUCAUCAAUCUAUUCACGACAAUACAUCAAGAGGAGGAAUAUGGAAGAUGAAAGCAGCUAUCAAGUUCCAUAUGACAUAGAAAACCCACACUCUCCACUACUGACUUCGAUGAGAAGUAUGCUGUAUAACUUGUCUCCUUUAUCCUCUUCUUGCUGUAUCUGCAGAGUUCCUAAGCGCCUACGUCGUGUUAGUGAAAUGGCCUACACACCUCAAGUAGUCUCUAUAGGCCCCCUUCACCAUGGCAAGGAAGGGUUAAAGCCCAUGGAGGAGCACAAAAAUAGGUACCUCCAAGAUUUUCUAGUCCGAACCAAUCUAAGCUUGGAGCAUUACAUUAACAAAAUAAGGGGCAGAGAAGCAGAAUUGCGUGGUUGUUACGCAGAAACCAUUCAAUUCGACAGUGAUGAAUUUGUAAGAAUUGUCCUAGUGGAUGCCGCUUUCAUCAUUGAGGUCUUAUUGAGGUACCAUUUCCAUGAGUUGCAGGAUGAGAAUGAUCGCAUCUUCAAGAAACCAAGGAUGUUUGAGGAUGUAUGGCCUGAUAUGCGGAUGCUUGAAAAUCAGCUUCCAUUCUUUAUCCUCCAGGAUCUUUUCGACCCCGAAAGGAUUCAAAUACCUUCUGUGGAGAAUAUUCUCUCAAUAAUCAAUCUUUCUUACACUUUCUUCAGAGCUCUAAUGAAUAUAGAGGAACUGGAAGACACUUUGGAGACAAUAAUUUCUUCUACUAUAGAACAUUUUGUUGAUUUUGUCAGAAAAUUGUAUCCACCACCACCACUAAAGGUAGCAAGAGCUAGAGGCCAACCCAAAUCUCCAACUGGAGCCAGCAUGAGACAACUAUCAACAUUUGAAGUACCACAAGGUCGAGGGCAACCUGAAAUUCCAACCACACCAAGCAUGACAGAGCUAUACAGGGCAGGAGUCAAGUUUAAAGUGGGAUCAGGUAAAAAUAUGUUUGACAUUCGAUUCAAAGAUGGGACCUUGCAAAUUCCAAAAAUAACAAUAAGUGAUCAAUCAGAGGUGAAUCUCACAAAUCUCCUUGUGUUUGAACAAAGCCAGUGCAAGGAGACUGAGAAUUACAUAAAUGAUUAUGUUGGCAUCUUAAACAUUCUUGUCAACACCCCUGAGGAUGUGUCAUUGCUUGUUAAGAAUGCAAUCUUCGUGAACAAGUUAGGUGACAGCAAGAAAGGCUGUACUAUGAUUAAGAAUAUGGGUGACUGGGUCAAUAUUGCGGACUACAGCAAGUUCCAUUUUGCUCCUCUUUGUGAAAAGCUGAACGAGCACUGCACAAAGUCGAGGCACAAAUGGCUGGCACUGUUGAGGCAAAAUUAUUUCAACACACCUUGCAAAACUAUUUCUGUCAUCGCAGCUGCUUGUAUAAUCCUAUUCACUCUCAUACAGACGGUGUCCUCUAUUAUCUCUGUUCGUUCUCGUUCUCACUGAUGAGGUCUCAUUUGAACAGCUUAAAAGGGAAAGGAUUUGUUGUGAAGUUGGUACAUACUAGUAAAUAUAAGGGUACUUAGGUUCUGUAUAAGAUGCUAGGAUAUUACUAAGAAUAGCUGACUUUUCUAAUUAUUUAUUGUAAACGUUACUACUUGUGUCUGUGUGUAUAUAUCAAAUUGUAACAAUAACACCUCAUAUUCUGAGAUGAA
This is a messenger RNA of Rosa rugosa (rugosa rose), 2081 nucleotides long. Its product is annotated as UPF0481 protein At3g47200-like. The transcript has a single exon. Lineage: Eukaryota; Viridiplantae; Streptophyta; Magnoliopsida; Rosales; Rosaceae. The record is from RefSeq and is a predicted model, not a curated record. The coding region runs from base 478 to 1872 and encodes 464 amino acids.